Messenger RNA from Lathyrus sativus (Indian pea), 2103 nucleotides. The record is from the annotation of a GenBank genome assembly. Lineage: Eukaryota; Viridiplantae; Streptophyta; Magnoliopsida; Fabales; Fabaceae.
AUGGCGGAUCAAGAGACGUUUGCUUUCCAGGCUGAGAUCAAUCAACUUCUCAGUCUCAUCAUCAACACGUUCUACAGCAACAAGGAGAUUUUUCUCCGUGAACUCAUCAGUAAUGCCUCUGAUGCUUUGGAUAAGAUUCGAUUUGAGGGCUUGACAGACAAGAGCAAGCUUGAAUCUCAGCCAGAGUUGUUCAUUCACAUCAUCCCUGACAAGACAAAUAACACAUUGACUAUUAUCGAUAGUGGAGUUGGAAUGACUAAAGCUGAUUUGGUGAACAACCUAGGUACCAUUGCAAGGUCAGGUACCAAAGAAUUCAUGGAAGCUUUGGCUGCUGGUGCUGACGUGAGCAUGAUUGGACAGUUUGGUGUUGGUUUCUACUCUGCUUAUCUUGUAGCUGAGAAGGUUAUUGUUACCACCAAACACAAUGAUGAUGAACAAUAUGUGUGGGAGUCUCAAGCUGGUGGCUCAUUCACUGUGACUAGGGAUACAACUGGUGAAGCUCUUGGCAGAGGAACUAAGAUAACUCUUAUCCUCAAGGAAGACCAGCUCGAGUAUCUUGAGGAACGCCGUCUCAAGGACUUGAUCAAGAAACAUUCUGAAUUUAUUAGCUAUCCAAUUUCUCUUUGGAUUGAGAAAACUAUUGAGAAGGAGAUUUCUGAUGACGAGGAUGAGGAAGAGGAGAAGAAGGAAGAAGAGGGUAAAGUUGAGGAAGUAGAUGAAGAGAAGGAAAAGGAGGAAAAGAAGAAGAAAAAGAUUAAGGAGGUAUCUCAUGAGUGGUCUUUGGUGAACAAGCAGAAACCUAUUUGGAUGAGGAAGCCUGAAGAGAUUACAAAGGAUGAGUAUGCUGCUUUUUACAAGAGUCUUACUAAUGAUUGGGAAGAGCAUUUGGCUGUUAAGCACUUCUCUGUUGAGGGUCAGUUGGAGUUUAAGGCUGUCCUCUUUGUACCCAAGAGGGCACCUUUUGAUCUCUUUGACACAAAGAAGAAGCCCAACAACAUCAAAUUGUAUGUCCGCCGUGUCUUCAUCAUGGACAACUGUGAUGAGUUGAUGCCUGAAUACCUUAGCUUUGUUAAGGGUAUUGUGGAUUCUGAGGACCUUCCACUUAACAUUUCAAGAGAAACCCUUCAGCAGAACAAGAUUCUUAAGGUCAUUAGGAAGAACUUGGUGAAGAAGUGUCUUGAACUUUUCUUUGAAAUUGCUGAGAACAAGGAGGAUUACAAUAAGUUCUACGAGGCUUUCUCUAAGAACUUGAAACUAGGUAUCCACGAGGAUUCUCAGAACAAGACUAAGCUAGCUGAUUUGCUCAGGUACCACUCCACCAAGAGUGGUGAUGAAAUGACCAGCCUCAAGGACUACGUUACCAGGAUGAAGGAAGGACAGAAUGACAUCUACUACAUUACAGGUGAAAGUAAGAAAGCUGUUGAGAAUUCUCCAUUCCUUGAGAAGCUUAGGAAGAAGGGGUAUGAAGUGAUUUACAUGGUUGAUGCUAUUGAUGAAUAUGCUGUUGGUCAACUCAAGGAAUUUGAGGGUAAGAAGUUGGUGUCUGCUACUAAGGAAGGUUUGAAACUUGAUGAGAGUGAAGAUGAAAAGAAAAAGAAGGAAGAACAGAAGGAGAAGUUUGACAACCUCUGCAAGGUGAUCAAAGAAGUGUUGGGCGACAAGGUUGAGAAAGUUAUUGUUUCUGAUCGUGUUGUAGACUCUCCCUGCUGUCUAGUGACUGGCGAGUAUGGUUGGACUGCCAACAUGGAGAGGAUCAUGAAGGCACAAGCUUUGAGGGAUAGCAGCAUGGCUGGUUAUAUGUCAAGCAAGAAGACAAUGGAAAUCAACCCUGACAAUUCCAUCAUGGAGGAGCUUAGGAAACGUGCUGAUGCUGACAGGAAUGAUAAAUCUGUGAAGGAUCUUGUUCUCUUGUUGUUUGAGACUGCACUUUUAACAUCUGGAUUCAGCCUUGAUGAGCCAAACACUUUUGGCAACAGGAUUCACAGGAUGCUCAAGCUUGGACUUAGCAUUGAUGAUGAUGCUGUUGAAGCUGAUGCUGACAUGCCACCAUUGGAGGAAGCUGAUGCCGAUGCAGAGGGUAGCAAGAUGGAAGAGGUCGAUUAA